CCUAGAAUUCCUGUCGCCGCACAUGCGUUCUGACCUCUGUGAGAGGGCUUAUUGCAAGCACUUGUCAACAUGGGGUCGUCCCGUCUAGCAGCAGUCUUCCCUCCGCUGUUCCUGAUGAUCUCUAUGUUAUCGGCCGUUCCCGAGCCGGAGAGCAGCGACGGGAAGCUCCUGCUGGUCCUUCUAGACGGUUUCCGCUGGGACAUGGACCGGCUGGAGGACUUGCCGCACCUGGCCGCCUUCUCAGCACAGGGGGUGAACGUGCCGUACGUUACACCUGCCUACGUCACGCUAACAGUGCCCAAUAUCUUCACCAUUUUGACAGGCUGUCACCCGGAAACUCACGGAGUUCUGCAUAACGUAUUCUUCGACCAUUCCACCGGGCAAUUCCUCCUUCCAGAAGAGGUGGAUAAUUCUACCCAGAUUCUGGAUCCCGGCGUCGAACCGCUUGUCGUCACGGCCAGCCGACAGGGGAAGCGCACAGGAACCUACAUGCUCACUCCCAUCCCGGGCAUCCUGCCGGACAUCUACUACUACCAACCUCUGUCUACUCUGAACGAAACGUACGGCGGGUUCUUGGAAGGAGUGGACACCGUGCUGGGUUGGUUUACGGACGAUGACGUCGACUUCACGACCUUUUACAUCGCCAAGCUGGACGCCGUGUCACAUAUCUACGGGCCCGAAUCCCCUGCCGCCCGAAGUGUGUUGAAGGAAAUAGACGGUGUCAUCGGCUACUUACUCGAACAGGUAAAACAACUAGGACUGACGGACCUGAACAUAAUCCUCGUGGCCGAUCACGGUAUGCAGCAAGUCUACGCCGUCCCCGCCCCGAUCGAGAUCCUGCGCUACGUGAACGCCUCGUCUCUGCAGAUGCUGAUCGCGGACUACGGCCCGCUGGCCCUGAUCCAGCCCGCCCCGGGCCGCAGGGAGGAGGUGUACGCCGCGCUGGCCGGCAGCCACACCAACAUGACGGUUUACUACAAGGAGGACUUCCCGACCAGAUUCCACUACGCCAACCAUCCCCGCAUGACGGACAUCCUGGCCACGGCGGACCCUGGGUACGUCAUCUACUCGCGGUAUUCAGGAGCCUUACAAUACCAAGGAGAGCACGGGUACGACAACCGCGACCCGGCCAUGCGGGCACUGUUCCGGGCGUGGGGGCCGAACUUCCGGCGGGGCUACGCGCGACCCGACCCGUUCGACUCCGUCCACAUCUACCCUCUCAUGUGCGCGGUCCUCGGGGUGGAACCUGCGCCGAAUAACGGCUCUCUGACAGAAGUAGCAGAUAUGCUAGCUUCAGUGGAUUGCCAGGGGACUAGAGAAUAUGACUAACACGUUUCGUAGCUACUGACAGAUGUCCUGAUGCUUAAUGUGUGCAAUAUACAUAAGAACAUUGUGAAGUCUUAUAGACUUGUUUGUCUAUCAUAUAGAUCUUGAAUAAUCAACAACUUUGUUUACUUGUUUCUUAAAUUCCACCACAGAGGUGGAUGGGUUGUAAGAACAGGUAUAAUCACCUUUACCGACUCUCACCUUAUAGUGGACAAUAAAUCUAGCUAUUUAUUA
This is a messenger RNA of Branchiostoma floridae (Florida lancelet), 1560 nucleotides long. RefSeq names its product ectonucleotide pyrophosphatase/phosphodiesterase family member 7-like. The transcript is spliced from 5 exons. NCBI's taxonomy places the organism in Eukaryota, Metazoa, Chordata, Leptocardii, Amphioxiformes, Branchiostomatidae. The record is from RefSeq and is a predicted model, not a curated record. Bases 70 to 1329 code for a protein of 419 amino acids.